Molecule: messenger RNA, 1605 nt
Organism: Theobroma cacao (cacao)
Lineage: Eukaryota; Viridiplantae; Streptophyta; Magnoliopsida; Malvales; Malvaceae
Source: RefSeq, a predicted model, not a curated record
UGCCAGUUUGGUUGUCUGAGCAUGUCUCCUCAAAAGAAAUUCUCUGUCCGUUCAAUGAUUGGGCCAUUCAGAAGAAUGUCCAAGAAGUCAUUGACUUACCGCUUGAUUAGCCGCAUGGCGAAGUCGCCUGUCUUGUCCACCAUUUCGCUUGCUGCAAUACUUUUUUUUAUCUAUGCAGACAGCUUGAUGUCUAAUCUAUCCGUUCAUAAUGCAAAUAUCAAGACCGGUGAGGUUUUCCCAUAUACUCAGACUCAGACGACUCCAGUUGUUGAAGGAGAAGGACAAGUUGCCACGAGUUUGAAUAGCCUGCCAGUGGCGGCUGCUACCACCAUCCAGGAAAGAAAGAUUGAAGAAACUGAGAAUGAAGAUCCUCUCAUUCCUCCUUUCAAAGCCUCGGCAGAUGAAAGAAUGGAAUGGUUCAGGAGGAAACUACCGGAACUUGAAAUUCUCAAAUCAAAUGAGUUGAGUGAGCGAUUCCAUGGUCGGGUUUUGGAAUUGUUCAACAACAAAUGUUCAGCACAGUUCUUCAUGGUGUGGCUGUCAACAGCGCAGUCCUUUGGGCCUAGAGAGUUCUUGGCCGUGGAUAGUCUGUUCAGCACCACCCCUGAUGGAUGUUUGCUGAUUUUGUCAAGCUCCAUGGACAGCCCAAAAGGGUACAGGAUCUUGAAACCACUUAUUGAUCGAGGGUUUAACGUUCUUGCAGUCACACCAGACUUGCCCUUUCUAGUCAAGAACACCCCAGCUGAACCGUGGCUUGAUGACUUGAAGAGCGGGAAUAUGGACCCUGGCUCUAUCCCUUUAUUCAAUCAUCUUUCUGAUCUGAUCAGGCUAGCAGUUUUGUACAAGUAUGGAGGAGUUUACUUGGACACAGACUUCAUCUUUUUGAAAGAUUUAUCAGGGUUGAGGAAUGCCAUUGGUGCACAAAGUAUCAACCAACAAACCAAAAAAUGGACUCGGUUAAACGGAGCAGUCAUGAUCUUUGACAUCCACCAUCCUGUUUUGGUGGAAUUCUUAAGGGAAUAUGCCACAACUUUCAACGGGAACAGAUGGGGGCACAAUGGACCAUACUUGGUUUCCAGGGUCUUGGAGAGACUACGAGAAAACUCUGAAUAUAACAUUACAGUUUUCCCCCCAAAGGCCUUCUAUCCUGUGGAUUGGAUUAAGAUAGCCAAGCUCUUUAAGAAGCCAGAAACGGAGGCGGACUUGAAAUGGGCAGAUGAUACACUGGCUGAUAUAAGCAAUGAUAGCUAUGUAGUUCACCUCUGGAACAAGCGAAGCAGGGAAUUGAAGAUAGAGGAGGGAAGUGUCAUGGCCAGAAUGAUUGCAGAGCACUGUAAUAUUUGCGAGAACAUAUACGAUCCUUGAACAAAACUUCUCCUCUAAUGAAUGACCCCAUUCGGCCCUUCAGGAGUAGCAAAUCAAGGAAAUUUAUUUAAUCUCCUUUACUUUGUUGCUUGAAUAAGUUAUGAUUCAAGGGUAGUAAGCAAUUCUUUCCAUCACAUAGGUGUUAUUUUUUCUACCAUUUUUGGUGUUUCCAAUGUAGAAACGAAACAGAUAUAUACCUGAUGUAAAAUGCAUAUGAAAUUCAUUCUUUUCUUCUAAUUA